ACAUAUGUCACUUCAUGCGCCCAUGUUGUUAAUGACGCACAUAAAGCACGAGUUGCUGUAACUACCACGGCAAACGCAUACAUUAAUUCACUGUGAAACAUGAAAGUUAAAGUUAUUUCCAGAAAUCCGGACAAAUAUUCCCGUGAAACGAAACAGGACAUUCACAAAUGUUUUCGUAAUUAUGACCGCGAAUUACACCCUUUCCAAAGCACAAGGGAAUACAUACGAGCCUUGAACGCAACCAAACUGGAACGAGUGUUUGCCAAACCGUUCGUCGGAAAUCUGGAUGGACAUCGUGAUGGUAUUGCGGUAAUGUCGAAAAGCUAUUCAAAAAUUUCGCUAGUUGCAAGUGGCACUUACGACGGUGAAGUAAAGAUAUGGUAUGUAGCGAAUAAAAUGUGCCUAACGAGCAUUAAUGCUCAUACGGGCUACUGCCGUGGAAUUUCCUUUUGUGGCGAUGGAAGCAGAAUCAUCACGAUCGGAGACGACAAAAAGAUAAUGACAUGGAGUUACGACGUCGGCCAGCAAGAAGCCGAAACACUGAAGCCAUCAAACAUGAUUGUAACAAAAACUGUCCUAGCCUCUUUGUCCCACAGUUUUGAGGGUCCAUGGUUUGCAACAAGCGGUGAAACCUGCCACAUAUGGGACGAAAGUCGAAACGAACCUCUGAAGGAACUGAAAUGGGGUGUUGAUUUGCUGCAGGAUAUCAAGUAUAAUCCUACGGAAACAUCUCUCCUUGCCGCUUGUGGUUCGGAUCGUGGAAUUAUUUUGUACGACCAGCGUGAAACGAAACCUAUUCGCAAAAUAAUAAUGACCUUGCGCUCCAAUCAACUUUCCUGGAAUCCCAUGCAAGCGUUCCAUUUCACUGUGGCCAAUGAGGAUCAAAAUUUGUAUACUUACGAUACCCGUCAAUUAACGCAUCCUUUAAAAAUACAUCACGGUCAUGUCGGAUCGGUUACAUCUGUCGAUUAUGCCCCAACAGGCAGAGAAUUCGUUUCCGGAAGCUACGAUAAAACCAUACGCAUCUUCGACGCUGCAAAGGCUAACAGUAAAGAAGUGUACCAUACGAAGCGUAUGCAACACGUAACAUGUGUAAAUUGGAGUAUGGAUAAUAAGUUUAUAUUCUCUGGAUCCGAUGAAAUGAACAUACGUGUUUGGAAAGCAAAUGCAGCUGAAAAACUGGGAGCGCUACAGAUGCGCGAGAAAAAUGCAUUCAAUUACAACGCGGUACUAAAGGAAAAAUAUGCUGCACAUCCUUCCAUCAGACGCAUUGCCCAACAUCGCCAGGUACCGAAAAUGGUAUACAAUGAACAGACAAAACAACGUGCCGCGAAGCAAAGGGAGAAACGAAAAGAGGAAAACAGGCGCCAAAAUUCGAAACCUGGUACCGUACCGUAUGUGCCAGAAGCCAAGACGAAAAUUGUCAGUACGGAACAAUAAUUUAAGCUGAGAAGUUUAUUUUCAAAUUAAACCAUAUAUCUUGUUCAAAUCAGAUGUAUAAGUUAACACAUCCUUUGUUUCUUGAAUAUAAUUUGAUAAUAAAAUUAUGUACUAUUUAACUAA
Molecule: messenger RNA, 1563 nt
Organism: Anopheles funestus (African malaria mosquito)
Lineage: Eukaryota; Metazoa; Arthropoda; Insecta; Diptera; Culicidae
Product: DDB1- and CUL4-associated factor 13
Exons: 1
Coding region: 100-1440 (446 amino acids)
Biological process (GO): maturation of SSU-rRNA from tricistronic rRNA transcript (SSU-rRNA, 5.8S rRNA, LSU-rRNA)
Cellular component (GO): small-subunit processome; nucleolus
Molecular function (GO): protein binding
Source: RefSeq, a predicted model, not a curated record